Molecule: messenger RNA, 6857 nt
Organism: Mizuhopecten yessoensis (Yesso scallop)
Lineage: Eukaryota; Metazoa; Mollusca; Bivalvia; Pectinida; Pectinidae
Product: protein artemis-like
Exons: 12
Coding region: 309-3728 (1139 amino acids)
Biological process (GO): double-strand break repair via nonhomologous end joining; interstrand cross-link repair; protection from non-homologous end joining at telomere
Molecular function (GO): damaged DNA binding; 5'-3' DNA exonuclease activity
Source: RefSeq, a predicted model, not a curated record
CUGAUUUUGGCGGAUGUCGGAGAGCAUUUUGUUGCCGAGGAGAAGGAUUUUCUUAGUUCAUUGCAAAGCUCGUAGAUGAUCAAUUGAAGUCAGUACACAAAGUAAUGGACUGCCAAACAUUGAUUGUAUCUGUUUUACUAAUGAUGAACGUGCAAGCUGCUAAUCGACUGACCAAGGACAUUGCAAUAUUUUGUUUGCAUAUGAGAAUGUUUCUGAUCGGCACAUGAUUAUGAGAAACUGAAAGUAGAACCAAAAUAUUGUAUCGCGCGUAAAUCGACGUCGAGGAGUACACAGUAAUAUCAAACAAGAUGAGUUGUUUUAAAGGACGAAUGAGUGAAUAUAGAAACAUAUCUCUUGACAGAUUUGAUGGACAGAAUUUGAACUCCACGGUAUAUUUUCUGUCGCAUCUUCAUGAAGAUCACACUGUUGGUUUAAGUGUAUCCAGUUUUAUAACAAGACUCAAAGAAAGCUCUGAAGUUUACCUGUACUGCUCUGAUGUAACUAAAGUUCUGCUCAUUGAAAGUCCAAAGUAUCAACAUCUGGAAAGAUAUAUUAAAACUUUGCCUAUCAAUCAACCAGUCACAGUUUCCAUUCCUCAAGCAUCCUCUUGCAAGGUUGACAUGGUUCAGGUGACACUCCUACCAGCUGCCCAUUGUCCAGGCUCUGUCAUGUUUUUGUUUGAGGGAUCAGAAGGUACAGCACUGUAUACAGGAGACUUCCGUUGGGAGGCCAAUCACAUCUCUCAAGUCACUGCCCUUCACAACGGGGACAGUGUGAAGCCCAUCCAAAGCCUGUAUGUGGACACAACCUUUUGUCAUCCAGACUGUUUCCACAUCCCUAGCCGGCAGGACUGCGUCGAGGCUGUCAGUGGAUUGGUCAAAGAGUGGAUAGCCAAGGGUCAAGGUCAUGUAGUGCAUUUUACUCCGCGGUCACAGUACGGCCAUGAGCACCUCCUGAAGGAAAUUUCCACCAGAACUCAACUUAAGGUCCAUGUGUCAAAAUCCAAAGUAAGAAUAUAUGAACAGAUUUCAGACCUGAAAGGUAUCUUCACCUCUGACCCCGACGAGACACCAAUCCACGCCUGUCUAGGGGAGAUGUUUGCAAGAGGUGACCGUGACUCUUUACCCUGCGGCUACCAACCUCCCAAACAUUCCAAGUUCAACAAGAUGGUGAUCUUACCCUCAACCAUGUACUUCACCAAGAAGAUGCGUUUGAACUUGGCAAACAUAGUGGAGAGGACGCACGGGAUCUACCGCGCCUGUUAUUCCUUCCACUCAUCCUACAGUGAGGUGCGCAGCCUUGUCACCUAUCUCAGACCAGGAAAGGUCCGUCCCAACGUUAAGCCGCCACCAGACUCAUCUUUAGGCGAGGUUCAGAAGAGGCUUAACCAUUUCCUGAAGUUAGAACAUGACGAGCAGAAAUAUGAAACGGUCAAUAAAACGUUUGGUACCCUUAAAAAAAGGAAAUUUCGGAAAAGAAAAUUAUCAAGAUUGGGUUCAAGUGACUCGGAUGACCUUGUGUUUGGAUCUCCCGACCUCAAGCGUAUCAGGAGUGUGGAAGGAAACAUAACCCCUGUGAAAAAUCAAAGAGGGACUGGCCCGGAAGGGGACAGAGAGGGAGUGAAUGUGCCCCCAAUGUCUCCACAGGAAGCUGUCACCCCCAUGAAGAGUGAGAUAUCUGAUGUGCACAGUUCCUACGCUGGCAGUAACCAUGACGAUAGUGAGAUGAGCGAUACUGGACUGCUGUGUGAAUCAAGUGAUGACCAGCAGGAAAACAGUGGCUUUAAGGGAGAUGACCUUUCAACUCCACCACAGAGCCUGUUAGAUGCCAUAGAUUCACAGAGUUCCUCACAGGAAGUUAACUCUUUCCGAGUUACCUUCCUUGAAGAUGAGGAGCAGACAGUCGGACAGCAGGCAUGGGAGUCACCCGACAUUCCAGAUUUUGGCGAGGAAACAACAAACUCAAAAACACAGAUCAGGGAGGAAUCCAUGCUAACUGACAGAGACAGUGAGGAGAAAUCUGAGGUUGUGAAUAAAGACAGUAUUGGAGAUAAAUCUAGUCAAAAGGUAGACAAUAGUGUCACAAAUGGAAGAGAAGCAAACACGACAGCCAAUUCUUGCGAAAGUUUGAAGUUGCAGGGUUAUCAGGGAGAUGUAGAUAGUUCACUGGAAGAGACGGAUUCAAGUCAAAAGUUUUUAAAGAAGGAUGUGAGUGAUUUUGAAACAUCGGGGAAUGAUCAUCAUUCAAUGGAAACAAGCAAUGACGCUAAGGAAGACAAAGAAAACUUGGAUAAAGAUGUGGAAGUAUCAGUAAUUGAGUCUCUCACCAUGUCUUACUCCGAUGAUGAACUGUUGGAGCAGACCUCAAACAAACACUUAAACUCAGAGUCUGAACUUAAUCACAAGGAUAAGUCUAGUUCUGAGUGUAGCAGAAAUGAAAUAGUGGACAUUUCUCAAAAUUGCAAUGAGAAUUCUAGAACUGUAUCUUCUUCUAUUAAACAACAACCCAAAGAUACUGAUUCUACUCAUUCUAAAGACUUGAAGAAAAAUGGCAGCUAUGAUUUGUUUGAGGAAAGUAAUGAUGGAUUCUGUGUGGGUGAGAUGGAAGGAGAAUGUCAAAUAGUCUCAGUCACAAGUAUUCAGGGCCCAUCUGAAACGGACAGGAAAGUUGACAGUGAAGGUAAAAAAAGUGACAGUUUUGAUUGUGAGAGCAGUGAAAUAAAGUUACUAAAGGACAAACAAGAAAAUCAAAUCGAUACAGGUGUACAAGUAUGUGAAGGAAAUCAGACAGAUACGAAAAAGCAGAAACUGUCUCAGGAGAUGUCUGAAAAAUCGGAAGGUUUUGAGGUUACAGACUUAACAGAAAACUAUGAUGAACAAUCUUAUAUCAGUGACAAAGGAAAACAGGAUGUUCAGCUGGUACCUACGUCACAUGCAUGCCAGACAACCAAUGAGAAAAUUGUGUCGGACAAGAAACAUCCUAGUAUGUCAAGGAAGGGAGUACACCGACUGUCAUCGUGUGACACUCCGGGAACCUCUCGUAGUGUUUGUCAGUGUGUACUUGAUGCUAAUCCUCAGCCAGAGACCAUUCUGGUGGAGAUUCAGGAAGACAAUGUCGGAGAGCAGGGGGUCAAACAAAAAAGGCAGCAAAAUAAACGAUCCCCUCAAAAACCCUCGUCAAAACUUCUCACCAACACACAAACAAACAAUAUUGUUAUAGCGAUUUUAGAUUCUGAUUCAGAAUCUGACGAGCAAGAACCAUGUGGUCAUAAGGGGGAUGUCACAAAUGUCCAUGGCAACGAGUCAGACAGUGACAUGACCUUACCUCCAAGUCAGGAGGUCAAUAAGGUCACAAAGAAGGCCAGGGAAAUGUUUGAUUCAACAGAUGGUAAGGAUGAGGAUGUCAUGAUUAUAGACGAUGAUGAUGACACAGAGGAUGAUUCUGAUGAUAGCACAUCAGUGUCUUCAAGUAACAGCGAUGAAAGUCUGAAGAAGAUAUGCCCAAGGUCAAGACUGGACAAAAUCCAGCAAGCACUGUACAAAAGAAACAAUGAGAAAAUGCCAGAAGAUAUCACCAUGUACCUUGCGAAUAAUACAGCAGACAGUGACAGUCUGCAGUCUGACGACAGUGACUGUGCCGUCAUAGACCUUACACAGAGCGAUAGUGAAGAGGACAGCAAGGAGGAGGAAAUCUCCCACUCAAUAUCCCAUCCAAAAGAGGAGUCCUAGAGGAAGAUUGUCAUUGGUUGAUAUUGAGUGCUUUGGUUUUAUCCUUACCGGUGUCCUUGAUGCAAAUUUUAGUAAUAGUGUCAAAUUAUUGAUUAUUUAUUGUUUGAGAUAUUUCAUGUACAGUGAACAUUAAAUUCUAUACUGUUAAUGUUGUGCUACAAAAGUUAAAGUAUUACUAAUGAAUUUAUUAUGAAAACAUACCGCCACAAAUAUAUUGACACACUAGAGCUGCAUUUGGCAUCAGGAAUCGGAGGAUCAUCCACCCAAAAAUUCCACUCUGUCAUUGGUUUGAAAAAACUCCGCACUCAAAAUGUUUGGCUCAUUGGCCAUCUGACCUGAACAUUUUUUCCUUUUAACAAGUUCUUCUAAUGUAUUUGUACAGAAUGCCAAACAAGGUAAAAUGCUAUACUGGUGAUAUUCUUAUAAUGUGGUCUAUGAUAUAUUAUUGAUAUGCAGAUGGAUAAAUCUUUGGAAGAUAUUAAAAAAAAAGGAUAAAUAUGUGUCAAUCAUUUUCAAGUGGUUUAUUAAAAGUAUUUUGUUUGAUUAACUCUGAAAUAGUGUACAUUCUAAUAAUGUAUUUGCUGCAGAAACCUUAAUGAAUCACCAGAAAUAGGUAUACAAAUGAGUUUGCUUAAUUUAUAUCCUGCAUUUUUAUAAUGAACUAGCAUCUAUUUAUUUUCAUAUUCAUUUUCAUAUUCUGUCAAAUUUUGUUUAGAAUUUUAUCAUAGUGCAAAAAUGUUUUUUUUUUUUUUUUUUUUAAAUGCAUUAUUAUCAUAAUGAAAUUAUAUUUACCUAAAGUUUUAUUGAGAAAAUGACAUAAAAUUGUGUAUUUUUACCCUGAUGAAAUUAUGCCUAACUGUAAACUUCAUUGAGGGGAACAACGUUCUGUAUCUUCAUGUCCUGUUAAAUACUGAAUGUUUUAUUUUGAUGUGUCAGAUGCUGAUAUUAUAUAUUUCAAUUCAAAAAGGACAAAAUCAGCUUCAUAGAGUGUACCGGGAAAUUGUCAUGGCAGUUUAAUUUUCGUCUUUUCUACGCUUUGAAGUGAGAGCAAGUAGAUGAUGACAGUGAAUAUUAGUAGACUGUAGCAUACCUAUUUAUUACAUGUGAUACGCAAAUUAACAUAUGUAUUACAAAAUCCACAUGCACACACUGGGUAAACAUGGAAUGUAUCGAUAAAGGACGAAUAUUGGACUUAGAAAAUGUUUCCCGGUAUACAGUGAUAUAUAAGUACAUGAACUGGAAACUCAUUUACAUCAAGAUCAAUUAUGAAAAUCAGUUAUUAAAAGAUUUUUAACUUCAUCUUGAUUAAUCUGUUCUGUUGUUCUGUUUUGUUGAUAUUUUCUGUCAUCAAUGUCUCUGGACAAUUUACACUGCCCUGAUUUUUGUUAAAAAUGAUGUUGCUUGUAUUUCACAUUUAUUAUAUUUACAUCAGAUUUUGUGUGAUACAUGAAUUUGUAGCGUAUGAAUUAUAGAUUUUUUCCCCAGUGCUGUGUAUACAAUAUACACAUGUUCCAUGUCAGGAACACCCAUAUGGGAUCUCUCUCAUGCAUGGGUGCAUCUCACCUGGUGACCCCCAGUUGAAUUAUUUUUAAAGGAGUGCAUCAAAACAAAACUUUUAGUUCAAAACAUCCAGUUCCAUAUAUCGGCCGACAUUCUGAAAUGUGAUAUCAUUUAGAUGUAAUAAGUGAUGUCAUUCAAUUGACACUUUGAAUUGGUCUGUGGAAGAAUAUCUACUAGCUGCCAAAGCAGAGUCGACAUCUGACAUCGCCUCAUGGAAAUAAACAAGUACUUAAACAAACUUGAUGUGCAGCUUUUGCAAACUGCUUUACUUUUAAGGGUAAACCCUGGUGUAUUUUAGAUUUGUAGUGGUAUAUCAUGGUUAUACUGUCAUAAAUUGAGUUUUACUGGCAAUGCAAAUCUCAAAAUACUGGUGGGUUAUCCCUAUUCUAAUUCAUAACAGCUAAAAUUAAGGAAAGAAACAACGAUUCUAAGAUUUUUUGGUGCGUUUUCUCCAAUAUCUGGGUUUCUUUAUCUGCCGUGGUUGGUGAAGUCAGAAAUAUUCAAAAUAAGACAGAAUUAUACAUUGAUCUUUAAUUUCUGGCUCGCACUAGUGUUUGUCACAUCAUUAACCCAUUCACCCCUGAAACUUCAGAAUGAACUAUUCCAACCUUUGAGUUGGAAAGGUUCAAAUGUGUGUUCAGGGUUGAAUGAGUUAAAAGUCAACUUCAUGAUCUUUCGGGAUCAUUGACAUCAUAAACAAUCGCCAUCUGGAAUUCAUAUGCAAAAGAGAAAUUUGUAGACAGUAUAUCUUGGUUAUACCUGAAGUUUGCAAAUAUUUUCGAUUGCCUUGUUACAUCUUAAAUGAAUUAGAAUUAAAGUUUACCUGCAUUAAACCAUACAUUUUCCUCUUCUUUUCAAAUUUGUUCUUGAGGUUUACUUAUACAGUAUUUGCCAUGUUGAUUUUUAACCUAUUCCAGGGUAGGAGGUUGGAGGAAAAGAUUCAAUCAUUAUGUAGUAUCGGAUAUAGGGGAAAUUCUACCCUUUGGUGUCAUCACUACACAUACACGUAGUUAUAUAUGAUAGACUCCUUUAAUUAUCUUCAAUACUGGGUUCUGAUCAUGAAUUGAGCCCCACUGAACCUAAGAGGUUAGUUACAUAUUGUAUGAGAAUGUUUUGUUACAGAGUUUGGGACGUUGCUAUGCCGUUUCCCUGUCAUGGAACACACUGUGACUUUGUUAUCAGGAAGAAUUUGCAAUAAGCUUGUUUUAUUGUAUCGAUUUGCUGACAUUGCCUCGUUAUUUGACAUGAGAUAUUUUCCCUUUAUUUUUAACAGUAUGAUCUCGUUUACCUCCAUUUGUAUGAAAUGUACAAAAAUAUACCUGAAUUUGAAUACAUGUUUAUAAAAUGUUGAAAAUUUUUAACUGAAUGAUAUGAAAUUCAAUUACACUGUUAAAGCUAGUAAUUGUAUAUUUUCUGAAAAACAGUUGUUGAUUCAAAGAACUUCAAAUUAUAUAUAAGGCAAUCAUUAAUCAGUUGAAGUUCUAAUAUACAUGUAAUUUUGAUGAAAUUGUGUUUGAACCCAUUGCAAAAUUUUGUUGAAAUUUACAAAAUUCAUUUGAGUAUUUACAA